Dichotomopilus funicola is the source of this 1407-nucleotide messenger RNA. RefSeq names its product peptidase M24, structural domain-containing protein. The transcript has 6 exons. The record is from RefSeq and is a predicted model, not a curated record. Gene Ontology annotation, molecular function: metalloaminopeptidase activity. Gene Ontology annotation, biological process: proteolysis. The coding region runs from base 1 to 1407 and encodes 468 amino acids. Gene Ontology annotation, cellular component: cytoplasm. Lineage: Eukaryota; Fungi; Ascomycota; Sordariomycetes; Sordariales; Chaetomiaceae.
AUGGGUGCCAGAUCUCCGGAGAACGAUGAACAUGGGCACCAUGGACAUGGUGACUCACCCAGCCUGGACGGCUCGAACCCGUUGUCCGGAGGAGAAAAGCGUGGCUGUCACCUUGCCCGAGACGGGGAUGGGUGUCUCGGCAACGGCGGUGGUGACGAUGAAGAGAGCGACGGUGACGACGGUGAAGUAGACCCAACCACGGCCGACGCAGAAACCACUCAAAAGAAGCGCAGGAAGCGCAACAAGAAAAAGUCCAAGAAGAAGAGCAAGGCCAAUUCGCCCCUCGAGCAGACCUCCCCCCCGCGAAUCCCGCUCGACCAGCUCUUCCCCUCCGGCAACUUCCCCGAGGGCGAAGUCCAGCACUACCAGGCCACCUCCCGGACAACGACCGCCGAACACCGCCACGAGGCGCGGCAGAAGUACUGGGAAGACGAGACCUUCCUCCGGAACUACCGCAAGGCAGCCGAGAUCCACCGCCAGACCCGCCGAUGGGUGCACGAGUUCGCCAAGCCAGGCGUGGCACUGCUUGAUAUCGCUGAGGGCAUCGAGGACAGCGUCCGGGCCCUGUUGGAUAAUUCCGGUCUGGGCCCCGGUGAUGGCCUCAAGUCUGGAAUGGGAUUCCCCACGGGGUUGUGUCUCAACAACCAGGUGGCACACUACACGCCGAACCCGGGCCAGAAACCGGUUGUGCUGCAGCAGCAGGAUGUGUUGACGGUGGACUUUGGGGUGCAGAUCAACGGGUGGAUUGUUGACAGUGCCUUCACCACGGCGUUUGACCCGACGUAUGACAAUUUGCUGGCUGCAGUCAAGGAUGCGACCAAUACCGGUGUGAAGACCGCCGGCAUCGACGUCCGCAUCAGCGAUGUUAGCGCCGCCAUCCAAGAGGUCAUGGAGAGCUACGAGGUGGAAAUCCGUGGCAAGACGUACCGCGUCAAACCCAUCCGAAACCUCUCGGGUCACAACAUCGCGCAGUACCGCAUCCAUGGCGGCAAGUCGAUCCCGUUUAUUAAGACUCGGGAUCAGACCAAAAUGGAGGAGGGCGAGGUGUUUGCCAUUGAGACUUUUGGGUCGACCGGCCGCGGUUAUAUUGUUGACGAUGUUGGCAUUUAUGGCUACGGACUCAGCUACAGCGCUCCAUCGAACCCGCCCUUGACUUUGUCUACUGCCAAGCGUCUGCACAAGACUAUUCGGGAAAACUUUGGCACCAUUGUGUUUUGCCGUCGAUAUCUCGAACGUCUUGGUGUUGAGAAAUACCUCGCUGGCAUGAAUCAUUUGGUUCAAGCAGGUGUCGUUGACGAGUAUGAGCCUCUCAUGGAUGUUAAGGGCUCUUACUCCGCCCAGUUUGAACAUACCUUCCUUCUCCGCGAAACACACAAGGAAAUUCUUAGUCGUGGAGACGACUACUAA